CUUGUAAUGCCAUUUGUGGAAUGUAACAUUUCAAAGCCAGAUUGGCGUUGUCGAGAGGCUGCCACAUUUGCAUUUGGCUCCAUCCUUGAAGGUCCAACUGUUGAGAAGCUCUCCCCAUUGGUACAGGCAGGUUUGGAAUUUCUGCUUAACGCAAUGAAGGAUGAAAACAAUCAUGUUAAGGAUACAACUGCCUGGACUCUUUGUCGUAUUUUUGAGUUACUGCAUAGUCCAACUAGUGGGUUUUCUCUGAUUUCUCCUGAGAACCUCAAACGGGUACUAGGUGUGUUGCUGGAGAGCAUGAAGGAUGCUCCUAAUGUAGCUGAGAAAGUUUGUGGGGCUGUUUACUACCUUGCACAGGGAUAUGAGGAUGCUGGAGCAAGCUCCUCUCUCCUCAUGCCGUAUCUUACAGACAUAAUGAGUUCUCUUAUCGCAACUGCAGAUCGUACAGAUGGUGGUGACUCUAAACUUAGAUCUUCUGCAUAUGAAACUUUAAAUGAAGUUGUAAGGUGUUCCAAUGUUAUGGAAACAUCUCAUAUUAUAGCACAGUUGCUACCGGUCAUUAUGAAUAAGUUGGGUCAGACUGUUGAGCUUCAGAUUGUAUCAUCAGAUGACAGGGAAAAGCAAGCUGACUUGCAGGCUUCUCUGUGUGGUGUUCUCCAGGUUAUUAUCCAAAAACUUAGCAGUAAAGAUGAAACCAAACCCAUAAUUCAUCAGGCUGCGGAUCAGGUUAUGGUUCUGUUCCUUAAGGUAUUUGCUUGUCGCAGCUCUACUGUGCAUGAGGAAGCAAUGCUUGCAAUUGGUGCCUUGGCUUAUGCUGCUGGACCUCAGUUUGAGAAAUACAUGUCUGAGUUCUAUAAGUACCUUGAGAUGGGGUUGCAGAAUUUUGAGGAAUACCAGGUUUGUUCCAUCACGGUUGGAGUUGUCGGUGAUAUUUGCCGUGCCUUGGAUGAUAAGGUCUUGCCAUACUGUGAUGGGAUCAUGAAUCUUCUUCUUAGGGAUCUUGCCAGUUCUGAACUCCACCGCUCUGUAAAGCCCCCCAUAUUCUCUUGCUUUGGGGACAUUGCUCUUGCAAUUGGAGAACACUUUGAGAAGUAUGUUCCCUAUGCAUUACCUAUGAUGCAGGGAGCUGCUGAGAUAUGUGCUCAGAUGGACACUGCUGAUGAUGAGAUGAUGGAAUAUGGAAACCAGCUGAGGCGUAGUAUUUUUGAGGCUUAUUCUGGGCUUCUUCAAGGUUUCAAGAAUGUGAAGCCUGAUGUGAUGGUGCCAUAUGCACAACAUCUCUUGAAGUUUAUCGAACUGGUCUCCAGAGACAGGCAAAGGGAUGAAAGUGUUACAAAAGCUGCAAUUGCUGUGAUGGGUGAUCUUGCAGAUGCGCUUGGUUCCAAUACGAAGCUUUUGUUUAAAGACUGUUCAUUUUAUGCUGAUUUCCUUGGUGAAUGUCUCCAAUCUGAUGAUGAACAGCUCAAGGAGACUGCCAGUUGGACCCAAGGUAUGAUUGGACGCGUUAUGGUUUCAUGAGGUAAAGAGUCCUCUGUUGGGUAAAGUUGUCACCUUUGUUACUCUUUUUUCAUCUUCUAAUUAAUGUAUUCUCCUUCUAGUUUCUCAGUAAAUUAUCUAGGGUGUCAAGAAACUAAAACUGGGGGUUUGGUCUUGUAUGUAUUGCUGGUAUGGUUACUGAAUUAUUUGGGAUUUUCUUGAUCCACUCACCAUUUUUCAUGGGAUGUAGAGCCUUGUUAAGUUCCACAAUCUGUGGCCACUAAGUGGAUGUGGCAGCAAUUUGUCAAACCCUGUCUAUCUUAAAAUGCUUUCCACCAAUCGGUGGUUAUAGUUGAGUC
Molecule: messenger RNA, 1835 nt
Organism: Rubroshorea leprosula
Lineage: Eukaryota; Viridiplantae; Streptophyta; Magnoliopsida; Malvales; Dipterocarpaceae
Source: the annotation of a GenBank genome assembly